GGUAGCUAGAAAGUGAUUUGCUGUGCCCACUUCAUUUCCAGGCUUUGGUGUAUAUGAGAUAUAGGAGAGACAAAUGUCAUUAAUUGAGAGGGCUGCACUAGGAAUCUGUAUGCUUGUGUCAGAGCUGGAUUUCAGUUAGAGCAAAAUGAAAGCAACAUUCAGCCAUGGAGGACAUAUAUUUUGCUAAAAAAAAAAAAAAAAAGACUCAAGGUUCAGCGAUUUAGCUAUUUGCUCAGUGUCACCAUCUAGUGGUGGGGAUUGCUGAACUUGGGAACGCAAGUGCUUUUUUUAAUUGCAUCAAACCAUUGUUUUUUUUCCUUUUAAUCUAUUGUUUUUAAUGUUUCACAACAAUCGUAUACCAACAAACACAAUCUCAAAAACAAAACAAAAUAAAACAAAAACCAAUUGACCACAGUGCCCCAACAUAAACACUGUUCUUAGUGCUUUAAGAAUGGAUUCUGCUCUCGCAAUGCAUCCUGGGCCUUGUAGUUUCUCGCCUGGGCAUCAGGAAGGCGCGGAUGGAGCAUUGCACGACGGGAUUUCUAGUUGGCGGCGGAAGUUUUUCUGUUCUCCCCGGAAGCUCUUGUAGAAGCGCGGGAGUCUCGGUUCGUGGUGGUUACACUUAGCUGAGUUGCGUUGCGGCUUAACGAUUUUCCGUUUCCUGGAGACGACGGCCAUUUAAGGCGAAAUGGCAUCGGGCGAUAUGGGGGGUUAAACGGUGGCGGUAGAAGGAGAGCUGCGCUCUCAGGCCGCUCGAAGGUUAGAAAGUUGAGGUGGCGAUCCCGUCAGGCGGCGGAAUCGUUUGCGCCCGCGCUUUCUUCCUCUGCAGCGACACUGCCCGCCGCCAAGAUGAGCUCAGCCAGGGCCACUUCUUUCGAGAAGGAGCAUCUCUGGAUGUAUCUUCUGGCGCUUGGCUUCGAGCCUGGCCCGGCCACCGUCGCCUGCGGAAAGAUCGUUUCGCACACGCACCUCGGAGUGCACAUGUUUGACAAGCAGAACCGUGAUGCCUUUCAAAUAGUUUCCUAUUUUUUGUUCCAAACUCUAGACCAGUCUUUCACCAAAGAAGUUUUCAAACAUUGUUGGCCUCCAUUUGACCGAAAAAGUGAAACUGAAUUUCGGAAACAUUGCUAUGAAUGGUUAAAAAAGAUUUCUGUUGAAUGUGGAAGUAACUUUCCUCAAGUUGUUGGUUCACUAUUUCUUUCUCCUGGUGGUUCUAAGUUUAUUCAUCUGAUGUAUCAUUUUGCAAGAUUUGUUGCAAUAAAAUAUAUUCAGUCGAAUUCUAAAAAUUCUUCUAUACGUUUUACUGAACCAUUUAUUGGAAAGUCACAAGAUUUGCAUAAGUGCAUUGCCAGGUGCCAUGUAGCACGUAACAGAUUUUUGCAGAUUUUGCAAAGAGAAGACUGCGUUAUCCGAAAAUAUCAGGAAAAUGCACAGUUGUUAGUUAAACAAAUACACAGUUUGAGAACAGAAUGUAUUGGACAGCAGAACCAAAUAAAGAAAAUGGAACUCUGUGAUGACCAAAUUAAUAUACAAGAGAAAAUUCAAAAGGUUCGAUCUUUAUGGGCUUCAGUGAAUGAAACACUUGUGUUAUUGGAAAAAGAGAGAGAAGUUGUCAGUUCAGUACUUAGCCUUGCUAACAGUUACACUUUAGAUGGAACUAAUGUUGCUAUUAAUAUUCCAAGUCUCUUACUGGACAAAAUUGAGAAACAAAUGUGUCAGUUGCACAUAGGAAAUGUUUAUGAGGCUGGAAAAUUGAACCUACUAACAGUUAUUCAGUUAUUGAAUGAAGUUUUGAAGAUAAUGAAAUAUGAAUGUUGUCAGUCUGACCAAGCAAAACUGACACUAGAUCUUCACUUCCUGGAAAAAGAGGCCAAAAUCCAGAAAGAAAGAUUAUCAGAUCUGAAGCAAAUGAGGUGUAAAAUAAAGGAAGAUCUUACAACUAUAAGACAGUCUGUUGUUGAAAAACAAGGAGAAUGGCAUAAAAAGUGGAAAGCAUUUCUUGGUGUCUCUCCUUUCAGUCUAAUUAAUGGUUCAACUCCAGCAGUGGAUCUUUUGCCGCCUAUGUCUCCCCUUUCAUUUGAUCCUGCCUCAGAAGAAGUAUAUGCAACGAGUAUUCUUCUUAAGUAUCCUGCUUUGCUUCCAGAUACACUGAAGCAACAAAACCAAGAAAAUGAUUGUGGAAGAGCUAGUGAUAUGCUGGGAACUGGGUAUGAUCUAGCAAACAGCUCUACUUCUGUCUCAUUGCAGCCAGCUUCAUCAUCAGAUAAAAGUACUGUUACACUUUUUGAAAAGGAUGUGACUGUGAAAACUCCUAGAGAGAAAGAUAAAGCAGUUUCUAAGAGAAUACCAAAAUUUGAAGUGGAAGGCUUUUCAUCAUCAACUACUGCAAAAACUGUGGAGAGUAGUGCAUUUGGAGAGUGUUUGCCAACUAAAAAAAGCAGUCAUUUCCAGAAAGAACAGGAUCAUCUGGUAGAAGAGGUUGCCAGAGCAGUUUUAUCUGAUUCACCACAACCCUCUGAAGGAAAAGAAGUAAAAUUAGAGGAACUAAUUGACUCUCUAGUUUCUAACCCCUUUUUAACAAGAAAACAAAUUCCCCGAACUCCCGAAAACUUGAUAAAUGAAAUUAGGAGCUCAUGGAGAAAGGCGGUUGAAACAGAUAACCGAAGCGCAGAUCCAAUUCAAAUGGACCCUGAAUCUGAAGUAUUACCAGAAUCCUCACCUGUGUUGCACAAUCAAGGAGAAUUUGACAAGAACAACUUUUUCUUAGCAACCACUGUAUCUAGCCAAUCUCAUUUGCCUGAAGAGGAAUUUAUUACAGAUUGCCUUGUGAGUGUGCCUCAGAAACAUGCCAGUUACAUAGAUAAAUCAGCAACUCAAAAUCAGUCAGAUUUGUCAAAUAAGAAAAUAACUUGCAAGCAAAACUUGGAAUGCACAUUACAGAAUAAGCUUUUAGCAACUAGCCAGAGACAGACAUUUUCUCCUGCUAUAGGCAGUAGGACUGAUGUGAUGGGUAGCAGUGAAGAGGAGCAUAUUAAAGUACUGAAUCACUCGAAAGUUUCUCAUCAAGAACCUUCCAUUUACAAAACUAUGUUAUGGGAUUCUUUUCAAAUAUCCAGUGGAAUUAAUUCCGGGAGUUUUAAAGAUACCAAUUUUAGCAUACUACAUGAGACUCUUCCAGAAGAAAUGGACUGUUUAAGUCUUAAUAGUUCCAGUUGUACAGAGUCCAGUUUUAAACUGGAACCAAAUAGUCCUAUGCCCAGUGGUAUUUUUCCAGAAGACGUGGAAGUAAAACAGACUACUCCAAAAUCAGACUUAAAUUUAAAGGCUAUUUGUAGUAGAUAUGAAGCUUUAAAAAAAUCUCUGUCCAAGAAAAGGGAAGGAACACACCUCUCUAAUCCUGAAAUGUUUGGAAGAUACAAGCUAGAAUUGAGCCCUGCUCCUGAAGACAUGCAAAUAGAUGACAUGCUUAACAUUUUGGACACCAAGGAUGUGCAUAUUGACUAUACAAAGCCAUCUUUACGCAUGUCUCUUGGUGAAAGAAAACGUUCACUUUCACCACUAAUUAAGUUUUCUCCAGUGGAACAGAAAUCAAGGCCCACAGUUCCAUGUAGUUUUGGAGAACUUCUGCCUAAUUUAGAAGAAGAAGAGAUCCUGAAUAAAAGAUUUGAAGCAAAGGAAUCUUCAGCUGACUUGAUAUAAGAUGAAGCAGUAGAUCACAGAAUAAAAACUGACUUCUGGGGCCAGGUGGUAGUGUACCCGACUUAAGUGCACAUUUCACUAUGCAUAGGACUUGGGUUCAAGCCCCUGCUCCCUACCUGCAGAGAGUACACUUCACCAGGAGUGAAGUAAGUCUGCAGGUGUCUGUCUCUUUUCCCUGUCUGUCUCCCUCCCCCUUCUCAACUUCUCUGUUCUGUCAAAUAAAAUUGAAAAGAAAAAAAAUGGCCACUGGGGACAGUGGAUUGUAGUGCUAGCACCAAGCCCUAGCAAUAACCCUGGUAGCAAUAAUAAUAAAAAAGUUGACUAUAAUUUAGAUACACAUUGGAAGUGUAAUGUUUACAAUGUUUAAAAAGCCCUAAAUAAUGCCUUUUAGACUUUAGGUAAUAAAAAAUACAUUUGUAUUUUCUUUCUUUGUAUAUGUCUGGAAACAGGUUGAAUGUGAAGUGUUUGGAAAGUAAACACCAUUAUUGAUUUUUUGAAAAAUCUUGUGAACAUUGUCAGUAGCGAAGUAGUAGCUUAAUUUAUUGUUAUCUUUUCAAUUAAUUAACAUGUUUAUUAUUAUUUUUAUUUAUUUAUUGGACAGAGGCAGUCAAAAAUUGAGAGGAAGGGGGGAUAGAGCAGGAGACAGAGAGACACCUGCAGCACUGCUUCAGCACUUGUGAAGCUCUUUCCCUGGAGAUGGGGAUCGAGGGCUUGAACCGAGGCCCUUGCACAUUGUAAUGUGUGCACUUAACCAGAUGCACCACCACCUGGCCCCUAGUUAAGUAUUUUUGAUGUACUUUUAUUAAGGAUUUAAUAACACUACACUGACAUAAAUACUGCUGUCUAACUUUAGAGGAAUAUACAAUCUUUAUUAUUUUUAAUGAAACAUUCUUACUAAUAAGAGGAAAAUAGUGCCUUAGGAUGUAUAGUCAAAAUGAUAGUUUGAGAAUGCUCUAACCAGGCUUAAUUUACUCUAACCAAGUAAGCUGACCCUGAGAAAUGGUAUUUGGUAAGUCUUAAGUACAGGUGGUAAGUGAAGAAUGUGAAAUAAUCAGAGAAAAAAGGAAACAAGUGGAUGACUAGAUAUUUAAGAAACUACUAGAUCAUUCAGUUACUUUGAAAAUAUAAACCCUAUAGUUUUUUAUAUUUUUAAGAAAAAAUAUAGCUAAGAAAUUCACAAAUUUUUUUGGGGGGUGGAGGCGCUUUUUUGAGAAAGGAACUAAUUUCUGUUAUGUUACUUUGCUUCACAAAAACUGGCAUUUCCACAGUGCCUACAAAAUAGCUUCAGAAGGGCGUGGGUAGAUAGCAUAGUGGUUAUGCAGAGACUCUCAUGCCUGAGGCUCCUAAGUCCAAGGUUCAGUCCCCCGUACCACCAUGAGCCAGAGAUGAUCAGUGCUCUGGUUAAAAUAAUAGUAAUAAAAAUAGCUUCAAAAUAACUUUAGAAAACUGAGGAGAGGGUAAAUAACUUAAUCAUUAUCAUAUAAUUACGUCAAUGUUGAAACCAGUAGGACAUGGCCAGGUCUUAACACGACAUAGUUGGAGGAGUGGAACACUUUAUGAUCUGGAUCCUGUCUUCCUGCCAUGCCUCCUGAUGCAGAAAAAGGCUUAUCUUUAGUAUUCAAGUGAAUACAUACCAUUCAAAAGGAAGGUUAUUUGAAGUUAAAGAACAAACUGAAAACAAAAAUUUAAGUAUUUUAAAGCUAUUCUUCAGUCUAACGCUCUCCCAACUGAGCUAUUUCGGGACAUUGAAGCUAUUCUUUACCUUAUGUACUUCCUAACCAUUAUCUAUGAAGGCAGUUUUAUCUAAAGGAAAAACAAGAUUUCUUAAAUCUACGCUAAAGGAAACAUUUCCCCUAUUCUGAAUAUACUAACAUUAAAAAAAGAUAUUUAAGGACAUUUUUCUCAUUGUAAAGAAUUUGCUGUGUGACAGGGGAAGUGGUUACAGCAGUAAAGUGAAGGGCUUACAUGAGCAAGGUCCCAAGUUCCACCCCUGGCAUAGUCUAUGCCAGAGUGAUUAUAUGGUUCUCUCUCAAUAAACGCUUUUUAAAAAAGUA
Molecule: messenger RNA, 5753 nt
Organism: Erinaceus europaeus (western European hedgehog)
Lineage: Eukaryota; Metazoa; Chordata; Mammalia; Eulipotyphla; Erinaceidae
Gene: HAUS6
Product: HAUS augmin like complex subunit 6
Exons: 17
Coding region: 850-3699 (949 amino acids)
Biological process (GO): spindle assembly
Cellular component (GO): mitotic spindle microtubule; HAUS complex
Molecular function (GO): microtubule binding
Source: RefSeq, a predicted model, not a curated record